CACUAGGGGGCGUGGUAGUGAGCGAAGGGGACUCUGUAGGGCACACUUCCGGGAUUCUCCGCGGAGAACUACAGUCCCCGAAGUUGCAGCCCCGCGGUCUCCGAGCGGUAGCGGAACUUCCGGGCCACGCUGGCCCAGACGUUCCGUGCGGAGUAAGGGCACUUGCGGAGACCGCCGGGAGUCGUAGUCCGGCACGCGGCGGCCGCCGGGAGCUGUGGGCCGUCUGGCCUGCCCAGUCAGCGCCGUGCUGCCCGCCCCACACUCGGAGCCUACAGUCGCCGCCCAGGGGGAUGCGGGAGCCCCUGGUUCCGGCGAGGAGAGAGGCAGGCGGCGUGAGGGGCGUUGCUGGGCAACGGGCAAGCGCUGCUGUUGGGGAGCCGAGGGCGGCAUGUCCCAGGGCCCGGGAGCACAGCCGAGCCCGCUCCCCGUGUACCAUGAGCGGCAGCGCCUGGAGCUGUGUGCCAUCCACGCCCUCAACAACGUCCUCCAGCAGCAGCUCUUUAGCCAGGAGGCUGCCGAUGAGAUCUGCAAGAGGUUGGCCCCCGACUGCCGGCUGAACCCCCAUCGCAGCCUCCUGGGCACCGGCAACUAUGACGUCAACGUGAUUAUGGCCGCACUGCAGGGACUGGGCCUGGCCGCAGUGUGGUGGGACAGAAGGAGGCCCCUGUCCCAGCUGGCCCUGCCCCAAGUGCUGGGGCUGAUCCUGAACCUGCCCUCGCCCGUGUCGCUGGGGCUGCUGUCCCUGCCCCUGCGCCGGCGGCACUGGGUGGCCCUGCGCCAGGUGGACGGUGUCUACUACAACCUGGACUCCAAGCUGCGGGCGCCUGAGGCCCUGGGGGAUGAGGACGGCGUCAGGUCCUUCCUGGCAGCCGCCCUAGCUCAGGGCUUGUGUGAGGUGCUGCUGGUGGUGACCAGGGACGUGGAGGAAACGGGCUGCUGGCUUCGCACAGACUGACGCCGUGGAGGAGGGAACCACUGCCGUCCACCCAGCGUGUCCCUGUGCGGCUCCUGUGCCUGCGCCUCAGGGACCCUGCGGAGGCCCCUCCCCCUUUCCCCACCUCUGCUUCCCAAUGCCGCUGCUGCCUCAAUAAACGUGCAGAUUUGCUCCA
This is a messenger RNA of Rhinolophus ferrumequinum (greater horseshoe bat), 1109 nucleotides long. RefSeq names its product Josephin domain containing 2 (gene JOSD2). NCBI's taxonomy places the organism in Eukaryota, Metazoa, Chordata, Mammalia, Chiroptera, Rhinolophidae. Gene Ontology annotation, biological process: protein deubiquitination. Gene Ontology annotation, molecular function: cysteine-type deubiquitinase activity. Bases 389 to 955 code for a protein of 188 amino acids. The record is from RefSeq and is a predicted model, not a curated record. The transcript is spliced from 5 exons.